Molecule: messenger RNA, 1272 nt
Organism: Capsella rubella
Lineage: Eukaryota; Viridiplantae; Streptophyta; Magnoliopsida; Brassicales; Brassicaceae
Product: putative F-box/LRR-repeat protein At3g28410
Exons: 1
Coding region: 1-1272 (423 amino acids)
Molecular function (GO): protein binding
Source: RefSeq, a predicted model, not a curated record
AUGACUGCUCCGAUCGAUAAACUACCGGAAGAGCUACUCAGCAAAAUAAUUUCGUUUUUGCCUCUCAAGUUCGCUAUUUCUACUUCCGUUUUGUCAAAAAAAUGGGAGAAUGCGUGGAAGAUAAUCCCCUCUGUCUGCAUAGUGUACCGUGGCGAUGAAAGUUCGGCAAUCCCGAUAACGUCUAAUAUGCAUCGUUUGACAACAGAGAAGAUAUCUACGUUUCAUCUACGUGUAGAUAGGGUUCCUAAACGGGACAAUGACGUAGACGAUUGUCUAUGUUUUUUCAUGAUGGUCAAACCUGAAAAUAUGGUCCUUAGGUUCAUCGGUUCUGACCACGAGUAUUCUUUCAUGGACGAAUUCUUUGACAACGGUAGCAUAAAGCGACUUAUCGUGGAGCAUCCCCAUAUGAAACCGAUGCCAAAGCCUGUGUCGUGGUGUUCGUUAAGGAGUUUGGCCCUAUAUUGUCCAUAUCUUCCCCAACAGGCUCUUGAUAAUAUUCUCGUUGGUUGUCCAGUCAUGAGAAGUUUGACACUACAUCAGUGUGAAGAUCAGCUUGUGUAUUUUGACCUCCGCGAGGCACCAAGUGUUGAGAACUUGGACAUAGAUAUGAUGUAUUGGAACCACGAUGUAUCAGACGCGGCAGUAAAGAUUGAAGCACCAAAUAUACGUUAUCUGAGGUUGUCUAUUGCAUCACCAUGUGUUUUAGUGGAUGUUUCUUCUCUCAAGGAAGCAAAAUUAAACAUCAGCAACAUUAGAUGGUUGACGAAGGUUGAAGAUUUUCUACCAGCCAUGAUGCUAAAGUUGCAGAACGUAAAGAAGCUUACCUUUGGGUCCACCUUCCUUGAUGUGUUGUCAUCAUCUCUUGCUCAGGUCCAUGAUUUUCCUUUCCCAACGUUCAAGGUGGAAGAUUUAACACUUGAAACUAUGAUUCUCGAAUCCCUUCUUCCCGGAAUAGGAAGGCUUUUACAAAAUUCACCUGCGCUAAAGCAUCUCACAGUUGACGUGGUGAAGCAACCAGAGGAGGAAGCCGAUCAUGUACCCGUGCAUUCAUUCAUACAUCUUCUACGCCUACUGAAUGUAAAAACGUUAAAGACAGUGGUUAUACGGCUUGGAGGUUAUGUUGCUGAAUCAGAAUUUGACAACCUGAAAAGGAUAACUCACGAACAUAUUGGACAACAGAACACUGUUUCCAUUGUGCUUGAGCCAAGAGUUGUUGUUAGGUCCUUUACUAGCCUCUUUGAUGACACUGCUUGCCCCGACCACGGCACGUAA